Messenger RNA from Macaca mulatta (Rhesus monkey), 689 nucleotides. Lineage: Eukaryota; Metazoa; Chordata; Mammalia; Primates; Cercopithecidae. The record is from RefSeq and is a predicted model, not a curated record.
GAGGAGGAACCAGCGGGCUUCCGGAGGGUCGCAUGUUUGGUGACUCAGGGUGAGAAGGGCCUCGAAGUUGUCGUCCCUUUCAUGCGACGCUGCACCCAUUGUCUUGUCAUGGCCAUAACUAGGGAGGAAGGCAGGCUGAGGAGUGGAGGGGCUCAGGUGAAGCUGGGGCGAUGCUGGGGUGCUGCUGGUGGAGGUAUCCGAGUCCCAGAUGAACCUGUAACCCCGACAGAAGAUUCCAGACUCCCCAGACGGGACCAGGGGAGGGAUGGCAUGAGCGGUAUGGAAGGGUCCUGGAGACCGGGAACGCUGCGGGCUAGUGACUGCAGCCCCGAGAGCCAGUCCCAGGAGCGCAGUAAUGGAGAGCCCCAAGAAGAGGAACCAGCAGCUGAAAGUCGGGAUCCUACACCUGUUCAGGAGACAGAAGAAGAUCAGGAUAGAGCUGAGAUCCAAGUGCGUGACAUGGAAGGUGAUCUGCAAGAGCUGCAUCAGUCAAAGACCGGGGUUAAAUCUGGAUUUGGGUGCUGGCGUCAAGGUGAAGAUUAUACCCAAGGAAGAACACCGUAAAAUGCCAGAAACAGGUGAAGGGCAACCACAAGUUUAAAUGAAGAAAAGCUGAAACAACGCAAACCGGUCUUAUAUUAGAUAUUUGACUUAAACUAUCUCAAUAAAGUUUUGCAGCUUUCACCAAA